This is a messenger RNA of Tetrahymena thermophila SB210, 1347 nucleotides long. RefSeq names its product kinase domain protein. The transcript has 4 exons. Lineage: Eukaryota; Ciliophora; Oligohymenophorea; Hymenostomatida; Tetrahymenidae. Gene Ontology annotation, biological process: protein phosphorylation. Gene Ontology annotation, molecular function: ATP binding; protein kinase activity. The record is from RefSeq and is a predicted model, not a curated record.
AUGGGUAUGACUCCUUCCUCCAAAUUAGUUUAGCACAUUUAAAACUAGCAGCGCGAAAAAUAAUUGAAAUUUUUAGAAAAAUUAUCAUAGUCUUUAAAUAAGACACCUUAAGAGGCAGAAUAAAUAACUUGGAUGAUGCAAAAUAAGCAAUACGAAAUUGACUUUUUAAUUCUUGGAACAGGUGGUAAUGGUGUUGUAAUCAGGGGUUAUGAUAAACAAGAAAAUAAGCCUAUUGCUAUAAAAAUAAUGAAAUUUAAAACAAACGACUAGUGCGAGCGCCUCCUCAAUGAAUUUAAAUUACUUUAGCAAUGUUAAGGAACUUAAAUCUUAAGAGUAAAAGAAAUUUACAUAAGCUAUAAAAUGAAGCUCUAAUUUAUGAUUAUGGAAUACUGCCCAUUUGACCUUAAGACGUAUUUGAAGAGAAUUGAAGAAAAAAGAAGCAAUAUUAAAAUAGCUUAUGUACUUUAAAUUUGCUAAGAGUUAGUGUCAGGCUUAAAAUAAAUACAUGAAAAUGGAAUUAUUCACUUAGACAUCAAACCCGCAAAUAUUUUAUUUAGUCCAAAUUCAAUCUGGAAAUACUCUGAUUUCGGACUUUCUCGCAAGUUCAAACAUGUAGUAAACAACAAUACUAAGAAAUAGACAGAUAACACAAAUGAUAAUUAGGGCUAAAAUGGAUCAGACUCACCAACUUCUCCUAAUUCGAGCGAAACAAUUGAAGAGAAUAUGAUUAAAUUCAUUAAAAUAAUUCCAGAAGGUUAUACACCAUAGUAUGCAUCUCCAGAAUAAUACCAGAUUGUUAACAACAAGGAUUUCACUAAAAACGUCACAGAUAAAAGUGAUAUUUACAGCUUGGGUAUUGUCUUUUUGGAGCUAACAGGCGUUAAAAUUUCGAAUGAAAUUAUCUAAAAAAUGAAAACAGACGCUAAUAUAGAUCCAUCUUCUUAGUUCAACCCAUAGUAUCAGAUGUUUAAUGAAACUGUACUUAAGAGAAUGCUCUCUUUUGAUCCUUAAAUGAGACCAACUCUAGAAGAAGUUUAACAUCAAAUUUAAAAAAUCCUAAUUAAAAAUAGAGAUAGAGGAAUUAGUUCAAUAACUAACUCACCUAUGAAUGUUGUAAGAGGAGAAACUUAGAAAAAAUAAAAUUAAGUCGAUAUAGAUUUCACUAAGCUUGCCUGCGUUGAUGAAAAUGAAUUCUCUAAUGAUUACCAAAAGCCUGAAAUAUUUUAUAUUAAUCAAGGCGGAAUAGAUUUAACUUAAUAAGAUAUCACAGAAAUAGUUGCUUCAACAACUAAAAAGAUCGAUAUAAACGUCAAUUAGCAAAAUAUAGACUUCAUCAAGAUCAGAUGA